Messenger RNA from Aspergillus heteromorphus CBS 117.55, 2358 nucleotides. RefSeq names its product bifunctional aminoimidazole ribotide synthase/glycinamide ribotide synthase (gene ade1). The record is from RefSeq and is a predicted model, not a curated record. The transcript has 4 exons. The coding region runs from base 1 to 2358 and encodes 785 amino acids. NCBI's taxonomy places the organism in Eukaryota, Fungi, Ascomycota, Eurotiomycetes, Eurotiales, Aspergillaceae. Gene Ontology annotation, molecular function: phosphoribosylamine-glycine ligase activity; ATP binding; metal ion binding. Gene Ontology annotation, cellular component: cytosol. Gene Ontology annotation, biological process: adenine biosynthetic process; 'de novo' IMP biosynthetic process.
AUGACUACCGACCGGUUGCGCGUGCUCAUCGUCGGCAAUGGCGGUCGUGAACACGCCUUCGCCUGGAAGCUGAGCCAGUCUCCCCGCGUCGACAUCGUCUUCGUCGCCCCCGGCAAUGGAGGCACUGCCCGGGGUGCCUCCUCCAAGAUCCAGAACGCCAAUGUCAAGGGUGACGACUACCCCGGCCUCGUCGCUUUUGCCCAGCAGAAUGGCGUCAACCUCGUCGUCCCCGGCCCCGAGGCUCCCCUCGUUGCUGGCAUCCAGGCUUAUUUCCAGGCCGUCGGCAUCCGCUGCUUCGGCCCCUCCCAGGCGGCCGCCCGCAUGGAGGGCUCCAAGACCUUCUCCAAAGACUUCAUGAAGCGCCACAACAUCCCCACCGCCGCCUACGAGAACUUCUACGAGUACGAGCCCGCCCGCCAGUACCUGGACUCCGUCUCCCACCAGGUCGUCAUCAAGGCCGAUGGCUUGGCCGGCGGCAAGGGUGUCAUCAUCCCCACCACCAAGGAGGAAGCCCACCAGGCCCUCCGCGAGAUGAUGGUCGAGAACCAGUUUGGCCAGGCCGGUAGCGAGGUCGUCAUCGAGGAGUACCUCGAGGGCGAUGAGCUCAGCAUCCUGACCUUCAGCGACGGUUACACCAUCCGCUCGCUCCCCGCCGCCCAGGACCACAAGCGCAUCUUCGACGGCGACCAGGGUCCCAACACCGGCGGCAUGGGCUGCUAUGCCCCCACCCCCAUCUCCUCCAAGGCCGUCCUGGACGAGAUCGACCGCACCAUCGUGCAGCCCUCCGUGGAUGGCAUGAGAAGAGACGGAUUCCCCUUCGUCGGUAUCCUCUUCACCGGCCUGAUGAUGACCAAGGACGGUCCCAAGGUCCUCGAGUACAACGUCCGCGGUGGUGACCCCGAAACCCAGACUCUCCUGCCCCUCCUCAGCGACGACACCGACUUGGCCGAGAUCAUGGUCGCCUGCACGGAGCACUGGCUCGACGGCGUCUCCAUUCAGAUCAAGCCUAACUUCUCCACGACCGUCAUCGCCGUGGCGGGUGGCUACCCCAACGCCUACGCCAAGGGCAAGAAGAUCACCCUGGAUGCCGUGCCCGACGAGACCCUGAUCUUCCACGCUGGUACCACCCUCGCCGGCGACGAGCUCCAGACUGCCGGUGGUCGCGUCAUUGCGUCCACCGCCACUGCCUCCACCCUGGAGGAGGCCGUCCGCAAGAGCUACGCGGGCAUCUCCACCAUCCACUUCGAGGACAUGUUCUACCGCAAGGACAUCGCCCACCGGGCCUUCCGCCAGCGCGACGCCGCCGCCGCCCAGCAGGAGUCCCUCACCUAUGCCGCCGCCGGUGUCUCCAUUGACGCGGGUAACGACCUCGUGAACAAGAUCAAGAGCUCCGUCGGCCGGACCAAGCGCCCCGGCACCGACGCCGUCAUCGGAGGCUUUGGCGGUCUCUUCUCCCUGGCCGCUGCCAACACCGCCUACCACCCUGAAUCCCCGACCCUGAUCGGCGCCAUCGAUGGCGUGGGCACCAAGCUCAAGAUCGCCCACGCCGCGGGCGUGCACAACACCGUCGGCAUUGACCUGGUCGCCAUGAACGUCAACGACCUGGUCGUCCAGGGCGCCGAGCCCCUCUUCUUCCUGGACUGCUACUCCUGCGGCAAGUUGGACGUCGCCACUGCUUCCGCCUUCGUCACCGGCGUGGCCGAGGGCUGUGUCCAGGCUGGCUGUGCCCUGAUCGGCGGCGAGACCGCCGAGAUGCCCGGCCUCUUCAUCGACGAGUCCUACGACGCCGUCGGUGCCGCCGUCGGCGCCAUCAACACCACCGGCCCCAACGCCCGCACCAUCCUCCCCGACACCGCGGCCAUGAAGGCUGGCGACGUCCUGCUGGCCCUGGCCUCCUCAGGCCCCCACUCCAACGGCUACUCGCUCGUCCGCAAGAUCAACCUGGGCCAGGCCCUCCUCACCCCGACCCGCAUCUACGUCAAGCCCCUCCUCAAGGCCCUCGCCCAGGCCGGCCCCACCAUCAAGGGUCUCGCCCACAUCACCGGCGGCGGUCUCGUCGACAACGUCCCCCGCAUGCUUCCCAACACCCUGACCGCCCACAUCGACGCCGCCUCCUGGCAGCUGCCUUCGGUCUUCGCCUGGCUCAAGAAGACCGGCAAUGUCACCGCCACCGAGAUGGCCCGCGCCUUCAACUGUGGUGUCGGUAUGAUCAUUGCCGUCGAGAAGGGCUCCGAGGCCGCCAUCACCGCCCUCCUCCAGCAGGAAGGCGAGACCGUCUACCAGAUCGGUGAACUCCAGGCCAGGAAAGAGGGUGAGGAGGGCUGUACCCUCUCCGGAUUGGAAUCCUGGGAUGCGUAG